Molecule: messenger RNA, 1830 nt
Organism: Gavialis gangeticus (Gharial)
Lineage: Eukaryota; Metazoa; Chordata; Crocodylia; Gavialidae
Gene: CCT7
Product: chaperonin containing TCP1 subunit 7
Exons: 11
Coding region: 1-1491 (496 amino acids)
Biological process (GO): protein folding
Cellular component (GO): chaperonin-containing T-complex
Molecular function (GO): ATP binding; ATP hydrolysis activity; ATP-dependent protein folding chaperone
Source: RefSeq, a predicted model, not a curated record
AUGGACAAACUUAUUGUUGAUGACAGAGGCAAAGCAACUAUCUCUAACGAUGGCGCCACAAUCCUGAAGCUCCUUGAUGUCAUCCACCCUGCUGCUAAGACGUUAGUGGACAUUGCCAAAUCACAGGACGCAGAGGUUGGUGACGGCACCACCUCGGUGACUCUGCUGGCUGCAGAAUUCUUGAAGCAAGUGAAGCCGUACGUGGAGGAGGGCCUGCAUCCUCAGAUCAUCAUCCGGGCCUUCCGCACUGCCACGCAGCUGGCAGUGGACAAGAUCAGAGAGAUUGCUGUUACUGUGAAGAAGGAGGAUAAAGAAGAACAGAGAAGACUUCUGGAGAAAUGUGCAGUCACCGCCCUCAGCUCCAAGUUGAUCUCUCAGCAGAAAGAUUUCUUCUCCAAGAUGGUGGUGGAUGCUGUUAUGUUGCUUGACGAUUUGUUGCAACUCAAAAUGAUUGGGAUAAAGAAGGUGCAGGGUGGGGCCCUGGAAGAGUCCCAGCUGGUGGCUGGAGUUGCCUUUAAGAAGACGUUCUCUUACGCUGGGUUUGAGAUGCAGCCAAAGAAGUAUGAGUUGCCCAAGAUUGCUUUGCUGAACAUAGAACUCGAACUCAAAGCUGAGAAAGACAAUGCCGAAGUCCGAGUCAAUACUGUGGAGGAUUACCAGGCAAUCGUGGACGCCGAGUGGAACAUUUUGUAUGACAAGCUGGACAAAAUCCACAAGUCGGGAGCCAAGGUGGUCCUAUCCAAGCUGCCCAUUGGCGACGUGGCCACGCAGUACUUUGCUGACAGGGACAUGUUUUGUGCUGGCCGAGUCCCGGAGGAAGAUCUCAAAAGGACGAUGAUGGCCUGCGGCGGUUCUAUUCAGACCAGCGUUAAUGCCUUAACAGACGACGUGCUGGGCCAGUGUGAACUCUUUGAGGAGGUUCAGAUCGGAGGGGAGAGGUACAACUGCUUCAGAAGCUGCCCCAAGGCCAAGACAUGCACCAUACUCUUGCGUGGAGGUGCCGAGCAGUUCAUGGAGGAGACGGAGCGGUCCCUGCAUGAUGCCAUCAUGAUUGUCAGGAGGGCCAUCAGGAAUGACUCUGUAGUGGCUGGUGGAGGGGCCAUCGAGAUGGAGCUUUCUAAGUACCUGCGGGACUGCUCCAGAACCAUUCCCGGCAAGCAGCAGCUGCUGAUUGGCACAUAUGCAAAAGCCCUCGAGAUCAUUCCCUGGCAGCUCUGCGACAAUGCCGGCUUUGAUGCCACCAACAUCCUCGACAAGCUGAGCGCCAAGCAUGCGCAGGGAGGCAUGUGGUAUGGUGUGGAUGUCAACAAUGAGGACAUCGCCGACAACUUCGAAGCCUUCAUGUGGGAUCCAGCCGUCGUGCGCAUCAGUGCCUUGACCGCUGCCUGCCUCAUCGUGUCUGUCGACGAGACCAUCAAGAACCCCUGGUCCACAGUAGACGCCUCCCCUGCCACGCGGGGCAGAGGGCGAGGCAGGCCCCACAACCGCUGAGAACACAUCUCCUUGGCAGGGUCAUGAUAUGGGGCUUCCAAAACAUGCAAGAUUUGAAAGAGAAUGAUUCCCUGGCUCUAAUUAACAAGCCAGUUACCACCUGGUUAAGGGGUGGGUUGCAGGCAGCAGCCCAGCUCAGCAAAUCCCCGAUUCAGCAGCAACGUAAUGUUAGCCUUGGCUCUCUAUUUUCUGUACAGCACUGGUCCCUGUAGGCUCUUUCAUUGGCCUGCCUCCCUGCCAGUGCUUGGUUCCUGAUUGUAUUUAUUGGUUUUUCUGUUGGAAUCUUGCUCCUAGGCACCCCCACACAGGCAAUAAAUGGUUCCAUGUGUUUUGUGGCCA